Babesia bovis T2Bo is the source of this 516-nucleotide messenger RNA. RefSeq names its product Prefoldin subunit family protein. The record is from RefSeq and is a predicted model, not a curated record. Lineage: Eukaryota; Apicomplexa; Aconoidasida; Piroplasmida; Babesiidae. The coding region runs from base 19 to 501 and encodes 160 amino acids. The transcript is spliced from 4 exons.
UAUAAUUCAGUAUAGAACAUGAUAAAUAGUAGUGAUGAACAGCUAGCGGACUCGGAGGUCAUAGAGGUACUCCGGGAGCUGCAACCGCCGCAAAUACAAGAUGCAGAGUCUGUAGAAAGUAUAUUAGAUUAUGGUAUCACGGCAGCAAAAUCUGAACGUGAUAAAAUCCUGGCAAAUAUAAUCAACAACAAAAUAUUGUUAAACAAUAUUAAGAUAUUGAGUAAACUGGAUGUUGGAAUAAAGGCGUUUGUAGACGCAGGGAAUAAUAUAUUCCUACCCGCAAGAACACAAGAUAGACAUAUACUCAUACACAUCGGUUACCAAUUUUAUGUUGAUAUGGAGAUUGAAGAGGCAAGAAAUUUUAUUGAAAAACGGAUACAAUUAAUGCAGCAGAACUUGAAGACACUCAACACCAAAGUAGCGGAACAAAGGGCACAAUCGUUUAUUAUUGCAGAAACACUCUACUCAAUGUCAAAUGUGGGAUUUUAUAAGGAUAAUUAACUAGCCAUAUUUUUU